GUAGUGGCAAGAUCACCAAACCGUUACUGAAAUUCAAAAUUGGAAACAAGUUCAACCCUUUCACUGGCACAAAAAAGAAUCAGGUACCAACAGAAAUGAAGAGAAAAACAGAAGUGGUAGAGAUCAGUCAAGUCGACACCAAGAACCAGAAAGAUAUGGAGCUUGAGAAUGAAAAACAUAACAAUAGAACUGACACUAAGAAAGACACCAUGAAGCCUCAGAACUAUUAA
Molecule: messenger RNA, 230 nt
Organism: Acaulospora colombiana
Lineage: Eukaryota; Fungi; Glomeromycota; Glomeromycetes; Diversisporales; Acaulosporaceae
Source: the annotation of a GenBank genome assembly